Molecule: messenger RNA, 1434 nt
Organism: Symbiodinium sp. CCMP2456
Lineage: Eukaryota; Dinophyceae; Suessiales; Symbiodiniaceae
Source: the annotation of a GenBank genome assembly
AUGCUGACUGCACGGGCGCUUCUGAUCUUCCUGCCCCUCCUUAGGGUACAGUCGCAGCUGCAGUAUGGGAAUCGCUCGACAUUGGAAAAGCUGGCAAGGGAAGCCGAGGAGCAUGCGGGACCCGAUGAGAAGGUUAGCGAGGGAUUCACGAACCCCGGUCUUUGCGACUCCAGUGUGAAGCAGACGGCAGGCUACAUUUCAGUGAACCCGAUCACGAACUAUUUCUUCUGGCUUUUCGAGGCGAAGCAGAACCCGGAAUCAGCGCCGUUGCUGAUGUGGCUGUCUGGCGGCCCCGGCUGCUCCUCCCAGCUGGCCCUGUUCGCAGAGAACGGACCCUGCAAGGUGGCAAAGAACGGCGAGAAGACCUACGCGAAUCCGUCGUCUUGGCAUAACGCAGCCAACGUGAUGUGGGUCGACCAGCCUGCCGGUGUUGGAUUCUCUACCGGUAUUGGCACCCACGACGAGAAGGGAGUUGCAGAAAAUAUGUACGUGUUCUUGCAGAAGUUCUUCCAGCAGUUCCCACAGUACCAGAAGACCAACUUCUUCGUGUUCGGAGAGUCCUAUGCAGGACACUAUGUGCCGGCUAUUUCCCAUCGAAUCUGGAGCGGCAACAAGGCCAACGAGGGACUGCACAUUCCCCUGAAGGGCCUGGCCAUCGGCAAUGGACUGACUGACCCUCUGGAGCAGUACAAGUGGUACCCUGAGAUGGGCCACUUCGGUGGACAGCAGGAGGGAGGGCAUGCGCCUGCAAAUGUGAUCAGCAAGGGCGACUACUACAUCAUGAAGGCAAUGGUCCCGGCAUGUGAGCUUGGAAUCAUUGCCUGCAACAGAGGCGUGGACCCAGACCCCCAGACUGGCGGCAUCGUAAAUGCCACGGCCUGCUUCGCAGCCUACGAUGCCUGCAACUUCAUGGCGAUCAUGCCUUAUGAGCUGACAGGCAAGAACCCGUAUGACAUGCGCAUCAACUGCGAGCACGGGCGCCUGUGCUACGACUUCGACAUGAUUACGAGCUACCUGAACAAGCCGGAGGUGCAGACCGCGCUGGGGGUGAAGAAGACCUGGGGCUCUUGCAACAUGGCGGUGGACCUGUCCUUUGUUGCUGCUGGAGACUGGCUGGUGAGGUAUCAGGGCCUGCUCCCUGACCUCCUCAAAGAUGGCAUUGACGUGCUCAUCUAUGCCGGUGACGUAGAUUACAUCUGCAACUGGCUGGGGAACAAGGCCUGGACCCAGAAGCUUGACUGGGAGCAUUCGGCGGAGUUCAACAAGGCCCAAGAUGAAGAGUGGAAGGUGAACGGUCGCACGGCGGCGAAGCUCCGCUCUUCCAAUGGCCUCAGCUUCAUGCAGGUCUUCGAGGCUGGGCAUAUGGUCCCCAUGGACCAGCCCGAGGUUGCCUUGGAGAUGGUUCGUCAGUUCGUGGCGCGGCAAGAGCGGUAA